AUGCCUGGCUAUACACUGAGCAAUAAAUAUCAGUUGCGAGAAAACGAAAAGGCCAUGCAGGUCAUCUCCGUCCUUGUCAUAUACGCCUCGAUCGUCAACCUUUCGUUCGGUGUUUUGUUUGUCUUCAAUCGCAUGAAGUUUUCACUUUAUUGGGCGAAUAUUUUUGGGGUUAUGCUGAGCCUGAUCAAUGCCCAAUACGGCAUUUGCAUAAUCUUGCUGACCGCCUUGUCGAACGGCCGGGUUUGGGACGAUAUCAAGAAGCUUCUGCGCAGGAGAUUGAGAUACAUUGGUUCUACACUGGAGACGGGUAAAAUUAGCUCCCGGGAGAAUGAGAAGAAAGUCACGAACACGCGAGGAAAGGCAAAUGAACUUGGCAUGGGGCCAAUAGUUUGGUGUGCCUAUUUUGUCGAAAUUGUUCUCUAUUCCGGGACUUUGCUGCUUGCCCCGAUAAUCUUUUAUGUCAUGCACAAUUUGCCUACGUUCCAUCCAAAUCUGGUGCGCCUAUUCGCUGUGAACCUCGUAUUCAUUUACCCGUUCGCCAUUUCGCGCUUUAUUUUGGCUUUGUAUGAGAGCAGCUUGGAGUUUAUGUGGGAAUGGCCAGCCACCCUUACCGGAAUACUAUUCGAGAGGCUCUUCGCAACGAUUAUGGCCGCCAGCUACGAAUCCGUACAUUACCGAUGGUUCUUUAUCUUUCUAACGUUUCUCGGCGUGGCUUUCGCUGGUUUGAUGGGAUGUUUCUUCGUGCUGGGUGUCAUCUCGCCAAGCUUUGCCGGCAUGCUCGGCGUGGUCGGCAGCACUUCGGCGGCAACGGCGACGCUGGCAGCGCUCCGAAUCAAUCGGCAAAAGAUACGUAAAAUACCGAUGCCAGGUUAUACGCUGACCAAUAAGUAUCAGCUACGAGAGAAUGAGAAAGCUAUGCAGGUAUGCGCUCUCGAUCAUGCUGUUAAGCGUAAUGUCGAAUCGGCGUGUCUGGGACGAUGUGAAAAAGAUGCUCAGGAAACGCUGGAAUCGGAGCUCUACCUCGGCGCCAGCACCGAGGACUACUUUUCGCAGCUCGACUCGCAAUGGGAUCCAAUUCCCAUGCCGCUUCUGGUGUUCUCAUUUUUUCGCGGUUGGGUCUUUGCGAUGAUGCCGACCAAUCUCGUGAUGAUCCUCUUUGAGCGCUGGUACGCCACGGUCAAGGCGGGCAGCUACGAGACGAAUUAUCAUGAGGGUCUCUUUGCCCUAUUGGCCGCUGGGGGCCUGCUGUUCGCGUUUGUGAUGUCGCUGCUCGUCACAUAUAAUGUGUUGGUAAUGGCGUAUGGACUCGUGCUAGCAAUGUUGGUUACGCUGGCUGGCGGAGUGGUCAUCUCUCUGCUCGUCGAAAUGGCGGCGUUCUUCAACCUUUCCUUUAUCUCGUUCUUUGCGCUUAACCGCUACGAAUGGCUGUCGUGGUAUUGGCGCAACAUUUUUGGGAUGCUGACGUCUUUAUGGAGUGUAAUAUUUGCCUUGACGAUGACGUUUUUCGCGCCCAUCUCGACAAAGCGACUUUAUAAGCUCACCAAGAGCAUUCUUUUGCGAGAUUGGAGAAAGCUGAGACCCUUGCCAGAACCCAGCUGCGUCGACGACCUGCCUCAGAUUGAAAAGAAAGUCAUGAAUAGUCGGGGAAAGGAGAUCUACCUGGGCGCCAAGCAGGAGGACUAUUUUCAUCAACUCACCGCGCAGUGGCACCUGCCACCGCUCAGGCCACAA
Mesorhabditis spiculigera is the source of this 1731-nucleotide messenger RNA. NCBI's taxonomy places the organism in Eukaryota, Metazoa, Nematoda, Chromadorea, Rhabditida, Rhabditidae. The record is from the annotation of a GenBank genome assembly.